Klebsormidium nitens is the source of this 1790-nucleotide messenger RNA. Lineage: Eukaryota; Viridiplantae; Streptophyta; Klebsormidiophyceae; Klebsormidiales; Klebsormidiaceae. The record is from the annotation of a GenBank genome assembly.
GCCCUGUUGCUGAAGAAGUCGCAGCUUUCAUCUUGAAGUUGAAGAGUCUCCUGAUUACCUGCGUACAUGCUAAUUGUAGCUUUGAUCAUUGACGUUUGUUGACGUUCUCCAAACGUUCAGGCUGCAAAAGCGCUGCUUCUAUUCAUUGGAAUUACAGUUAAUACAGAUUGCUAGCUAGAAGGUACUGUACCUUGAAUCAUCUGUAGAGUAGGCUUCCAAGGACUUUCGUGCACUUGAUCCAACUGGGGCUGCGUGCGAUUGAAUUCUGCCCCCUAAGAAGCGGCCUCGCACCGCUUCUUGAUCAGUGGUGCUGUGUACCUCAAAGGAAGCCCCAAUCGCGCUCGACGACAAGCAUCGCAGAGGGGAACAAUGCCGGGCCCGGGUUGUGUCAAGGUGACCUCCGUCUCUCUUCAAGCUACGGAAAGCUUGAUUGCAGAAUUCUUCAGUUUCUCUGGCGACAUAGAGAGCGUCAGACUUUCCAAGGACACGGAGGACACUCAACAGGCGCUUGUCAUCUUCAAAGAUGCGAAGUCGGUAGAGACAGCCCUUUUGCUCACGGGUGCUGUGAUUGUUGACAAGCCGGUCGACAUAGAGGCGGUCGACCUGCCUGCGGAUUAUCCUGUGGGGAAAGCGCCGGCCGCUGCUACACCGGACAGCCACGAAGCUGGGACCAAACCUCAAUCUGAAGCGGCGGUGCGAGAAGAUGACAAGUCGCAAGGCAUCAUCUCGACAAUGCUUGCCCGUGGAUACAUACUGGCAGCGGAUACAAUGAACAAAGCGAGGGCGGUGGAUGAGAAGUACCAGGGCUCAAGCACCGUCAAGGCGAAGGCAACUGCCGUGGACACAAAGCUAGGCAUCUCCGACAAGACCACGGCAGCCUCAACGACUGUAAACAAGUCCCUCAAAAGCUUUGACGAGAAGUACAAGAUCUCAGAAACGACAAAGAGCGCGAUCGGUACCGUCGAGGCCAAGAUUAACGAUGCUGGGAAGGCCAUGAUGAAGAACAAGACCGUCGCGGGGGGGGUGGGCUGGUUCCAGAGCUCCAUGAAGAAGGUCGGGGAGGCCGCGAGCAAGGUGUCGUCAAAGACCUCGGAGAAGAUUGCCGCCUACCGGGCAAAGGAAGGAGGGGGCGCGAAGGGCGAUGAGGCGCCUGGUUUUCAUCCCACGCCCCGGCAGCAGGCUGCCCCCGCUGCUGUGCUCUUGAGCGACGCUGCGGUGGAGAGUAGGCAUUCCCCCAGUGCCGAUGCUGCAGCCAAGUCGCUAGGCUCGACGCACUUGGACGACGACGUUCCGGAGUACCCGGUUGUUCAGAAGAAUUCUUAAAGGUUCGUCGCGGACGGUAUAGCUGAUAGUUUGGUCGGUUUUUGUGAUACAUAGACACUGACAACACGACAAGUACCUCGAAGAUGAGGGACAGGACAGAAGCCUGGCAUCUUGUACAGUUAGAGGAUAAGUUAUCACGAUUGUAAAUGAUUCUCGAAUAGCCUCUGACCCGACUGAGGUGUUGGCACCUGGCUAGGAAGCCUUUCAGCAUUCAGUUGAAGUAUUAGAAUAAUCGGUCCUCGUUGAAGUGGUCGGCCCUCAAGUUAUAAUUCAAAGCUAGGUAUUCAAUGUCAAGUCACUGGCUUUGGUUGGUGCUUGCAUACAGCCUGCUUGAUGAUUGGGAGAAAUGACCUCAAAACGUAGGUGAGGAAGUCCGACCGCACCAGAUUCGGUGUCCUGCUUAGACUUAUCCCCCUAAAUAAACCGUGUUUGUUCAUGAAAACCUGUUUCCUGCAUGUAAAGCGAUG